UUGAUCGCCAGAUGGGUGAUUAGGCGAAAACCGAGAAUAUUUCACUUUAAGACUUGCGUUGUUCAAACAACAUCCCUUUCAGGUUCUCCAACUCCAUCGUCAGUCACUGUCGAAAAUCUUCCUAGUCUUCCUGAUCCUGUACAGCUUGCUGGAGUUUCUGAUCCUUUUGGGUUAGGGGAGUUACCUGAGAUUAACAACGAUCUGUACGCGCAGCUUCUUGAUCUUGGAUUCGACGAUUUCACCGCACGUCUUGCCCUUAUUCGCACAGCAAAUACAGGUGUUGAAGAGGCUGUCAAUUGGAUAAUCGAGCGAUCUAAUCCUAGCGAUUUCGAGGAUAAUUCAUCUAGCAGCGACGGCGGAGACGACGUCGAAAUGGGAGGAGGACGCACUCACAAAAUGGUGUUGGUAGCGAACAUGAGUCUCAAAAUGGGCGUAGGAAAGCUGGCUGCUCAAGUAGGCCAUGCUACACUAGGUGUAUAUCGUCAGGCGAUGAAUUCUGAAGCUGGUCGUGAAGCCGUAGAAGCAUGGACUCGUCAUGGGCAGGUGAAGAUCGUGGUCCGCGGCAAUAGCACAGAAGAGUUAAUGGAUAUGUGUAAAAGUGCAAAAGACGGGGGUUGCUUCUGUUAUUUGGUGCAAGAUGCCGGCUACACCCAAAUACCACCCGGUUCACGAACAGUUUUGGGGAUAUUCGGUACAGUUGAACAGGUGGACGCGGUAACUGGUGGUCUAAAACUGCUAUAG
Haemonchus placei is the source of this 741-nucleotide messenger RNA. The record is from the annotation of a GenBank genome assembly. Lineage: Eukaryota; Metazoa; Nematoda; Chromadorea; Rhabditida; Trichostrongylidae.